AUGAAGCUAUUUAUUUUUUUGAGUACUGCGUUUACCGCUACGAUUUUUCUUCAAGCCGUACCAGCUCCGACGAUCUUCGUCUGGUUUCCAGUUGCUGGGAACCUUGUUCUUGGUACUUCAAUAGGGAUUACGGCGGCCGGUCUAAAAGAUAGAGAAAAACGCGAAAAGAAAGUAAAAGAGGACCAGGAGAGACAGAGAAAAGCUUCACAGCGUCGAAGCCUCAUUCAUGUGCGUAAAAUCGCACGUGAAGUUGCGGCAGAGCUGGGUGGUCGUGAAGGUCCUGGCUCAGCUCCCCCUGGCGUUCCCCAGCACAACUGGAACGAUUGUUAUCACGCAGCACUUGAAUCGGAGAUUUUCGUCGAGGGUCCGACCCGCGAACGUGGCAUACGAGCUACCAACGUACCACCCGUGUGUAUGGUUCUUGCGAACGUUCUUGGGGGCAUUUACAACGGCACCCAACCUACGCCCAUCCCCUGCGGUUCGGAUUGUAUGGACUGGAUCAACAUGACUCCAGAGUAUUACGACGGAAUUCGUUCAAUACUCAACAGCAAACCUUUGAAUCUCCGUCACAAAAGAGGGUAG
Messenger RNA from Colletotrichum truncatum, 582 nucleotides. RefSeq lists its product as uncharacterized. The record is from RefSeq and is a predicted model, not a curated record. NCBI's taxonomy places the organism in Eukaryota, Fungi, Ascomycota, Sordariomycetes, Glomerellales, Glomerellaceae.